Molecule: messenger RNA, 14261 nt
Organism: Trachemys scripta elegans
Lineage: Eukaryota; Metazoa; Chordata; Testudines; Emydidae
Gene: BLTP1
Product: KIAA1109 ortholog
Exons: 79
Coding region: 106-13755 (4549 amino acids)
Biological process (GO): synaptic vesicle endocytosis
Source: RefSeq, a predicted model, not a curated record
GGUGUGUGCGGCUGCCGCCGGGGCUGUAGUAAGAAGCGGGGAGGGGUGCGGAUGUAAACACCGGACAAUGGCCCCUUUAUACACUGAUACAACAGCAAUCUAGCAAUGGAACAAAGAAAAAAUGACAGUUUUGUCCCAAGUAUCACACAGUUGGAACACUUUUUGACAGAACACGACUCCAAUGUUGUUUGGCUAUUAGUUGCUACAAUCUUGUCUUGUGGAUGGAUUAUCUAUCUAACUUAUUAUAAUUCCCGAAAUGUUGGACUUAUUUUAACAUUGGUUCUGAACAGAUUAUAUAAACAUGGCUACAUCCAUAUUGGUUCCUUUUCAUUCUCUGUCCUGUCCGGAAAAGUCAUGGUUCGUGAAAUCUAUUACAUUACAGAAGACAUGUCAAUCAGAAUUCAAGAUGGAUUUAUUAUAUUUCGCUGGUGGAAAAUGUACAAUCCAAAGCAGAAACAACAUGAUCCAAAAGCAGAAACUAGACUGUAUAUCAUGGUAAAUGACUUUGAAUUUCAUGUCUACAACCGCUCUGCCCUUUACGGACAACUUCAGGAAUUAUUUGGUCUGGAUCCAACAAUAAUUCCGCCAAGGAAGGAGGAUGAAAAAGCACAAGAAAAUGGAAGAGACACAACGCACUCCGAUCUUGAAAGUGUUAAAGUAAAAACAGAAUCUCAAGACCCUUCCUCUUCAUGGAGAUCUCUUAUUCCUGUAAUCAAAGUCAAUGUUAGCACGGGUCGCUUGGCAUUUGGGAAUCAUUAUCAGCCACAAACACUCUGCAUUAACUUUGAUGAUGCUUUCUUAACAUAUACCACGAAACCACCUUCAAGUCACCUUGACCAUUUUAUGCACAUUUUGAAGGGAAAACUGGAAAAUGUCAGAGUCAUGUUAGUUCCCAGUCCAAGAUAUGUUGGUCUUCAAACUGACGAGCCACCAAGGUUAAUGGGAGAAGGCUUUGUUGUAAUGCAGUCCAAUGAUGUUGACAUCUACUAUUACAUGGAUGAACCAGGUCUUGUACCAGAGGAGACAGAGGAAAAUAAUGAUGGAGAAACAAGCGAUGAAGACAGUAAACUGCAAGACCUGCCUCCAUGUUGGGGAUUAGACAUUGUAUGUGGGAAAGGAACAGAUUUCAACUAUGGACCGUGGGCUGACAGGCAAAGGGACUGUUUGUGGAAAUUUUUUUUCCCACCAGAUUACCAGGUUAUGAAAGUCUCAGAAAUUGCACAACCUGGCAAGCCAAGACAGAUCCUUGCUUUUGAGUUGCGGAUGAAUAUCAUUGCAGAUGCCACUAUUGACUUGCUCUUUACCAAAAACAGGGAAACCAAUGCUGUACAUGUAAACGUUGGAGCAGGCUCGUAUUUGGAAAUAAAUAUUCCCAUGACAGUCAGUGAAAAUGGCUACUCCCCUGCAAUUAAAGGACAGCUUUUACACGUUGAUGCCACCAGCAGUAUGCAGUACCGAACUCUUCUAGAAGCAGAAAUGUUAGCUUUUCAUAUUAAUGCCAACUAUCCCCGGAUAUGGAACAUGCCACAGACAUGGCAGUGUGAAGUUGAGGUUUAUAAAGCAACCUAUCACUUUAUCUUUGCUCAAAAAAACUUCUUUGCAGAUUUGAUUCAAGACUGGUCCAGUGAUAGUGCUCCUGAUAUUUUCUCAUUUGUUCCCUAUAUAUGGAAUUUUAAAGUAAUGUUUCAUCAAUUUGAAAUGAUUUGGGCAGCAAAUCAACACAAUUGGAUUGACUGUUCCACCAAACAGCAGGAAAAUGUUUAUCUGGCAGCCUGUGGGGAAACUUUAAACAUUAUUUUCUCUCUGCCUUUCACUGACUUUGUUCCAACCACAUGCAGUACUAGGUUCUCUUUAAGGGGAGAAGAUGUCGAUCUUCAUUUAUUUCUACCAGAUUGCCAUCCUAGUAAAUAUUCUCUCUUUAUGUUGGUGAAAGAUUGUCAUCCUAAUAAAAUAAGUCCUGAAUCCUGUAUUUCGGCUGAAUGUCAAAGUGGUCAAAAAACAGGCAAGCCCAAGUGGAGGAAUAUUACUCAAGAAGAGGCUGGAUGGGUUGAAUGCUGGACUGUACCAAGUGUUACAUUCACAAUUGACUACACUUGGCAUCCAAUUUAUCCACAGAAGGCAGAUGAACAGUUGAAGCAAUCAUUGUCAGAAAUGGAAGAAACUAUGUUAUCUGUACUAAGGCCAUCACAGAAGACAGCCGAUAGAAUCAUUUCCUCUCCCACAGACUCAACUCGCCUUCCUAUUGAUCCCUCAGAACUUCCACCUGAUAAGCUACAUGUGGAACUAGAAGUCUCUCCGGAUUCUCAGAUAACCCUGUAUGGACCUCUACUAAACGCCUUUCUGUUUAUAAAGGAAAAUUACUUUGGAGAAGAUGACAUGUACACAGAUUUUGAAGAAGUCAUUUCAAGCCCUGUCCUAUCAAUGUCAACAUCUUCAAGCUCUGGGUGGACAGCAGUUGGAUUGGAGAAUGACAAAAAGGGAACUGAGAGUUCAGCCAAACCAGUUCAUCCCCUAACCUUGCGCCCUUGGGACAUUACUGUACUCGUUAAUGUGUACAAAGUGCAUGGACGGCUACCAGUGCACGGCAGCACGGAUGGUCCUGAAUGCCCUACUGCUUUCUUGGAAAGAUUGUGUUUUGAGAUGAAAAAAGGAUUUAGGGAGACCAUGCUUCAACUUGUACUAUCCCCACUGAAUUUAUUCUUGAAUGACAGCUAUCAGCGACCCUCUGUGGAUGAACUACUUAGAGAGGGCCAUAUCAGCCUGUCAGGUCUGCAGCUACGAGCUCAUGCUAUGUUUUCAGCAGAAGGUCUGCCUGUGGGAAGUGAUACUUUAGAAUAUGCAUGGCUGAUCGAUGUGCAGGCUGGCUGCCUUACAGCUAAGGUUACAGCACCACAGCUUGCAUGUCUGCUGGAAUGGGGACAGAUGUUUGUGUUUCAUGUAAUGUGUCGAGAGUUUGAACUGGAAAGGCCAAAAUCUGUAAUAAUGUGUCAGCAUGGAAUUGAUCGUCGGUUUUGUGAAUCUAAGAUGAACUGUGUUCCUGGGCCAUGUCCAACAUCUGAUGAUUUAAAGUACACUAUGACACGACUUGCAAUAGAUGGAGCAGAUCUGUAUAUUGUAGAGCAUGGCUGUGCCACCAAUAUAAAGAUGGGUGCUGUACGUAUUGCAAACUGUAACCUCCACAACCAGUUUGUUGGAGAGGGUAUAAGUGCUGCUAUCCAAGACUUUCAGCUGAGACAGUAUGUUGAGCAGGUGAAUAACUGCAGAGUUGGUCUUCAACCUGCAAUACUGCGGAGGGCGUACUGGCUGGAAGCUGGGUCUGUCAAUUUGGGACUCAUCACUGCUGAUAUUGCUUUAGCUGGGGAUCAUCAUUCUAAACAUGAAGUGCAGAGACAUUUCUUAGAAACACAUGAUAGCAGAAUUAAGAGGUUGUGGUUUUUGUGGCCAGAUGAUAAUGUGAAGAACAAGAGAAGCAAGAACAAGUGUGGCUGUCUUGGUGGCUGCCGAUUCUUUGGUGGCACAGUAACAGGACUAGAUUUCUUCAAGCUUGAAGAGAUGACGCCUUCAAGCAGCUCUGCCUUUUCAAGUACAAGUGCAGAAUCUGAUAUGUUUUAUGGACAGUCUUUAUUGCAGCCAGGAGAAUGGAUUAUUACCAAGGAGAUUCCCAAAAUUAUAGAUAGUAAGACAAAUGGUGUAAAAAGAAAAGAUUGGGAUUGCAGAUCUGUGGGUAUAGAAAUAGAGAGAAAGGCCCAGCACCUGAGUCUGCAAGUACCAUUGCGAUCCCAUAGCUCCUCAUCAUCUUCAGAGGAAAACAGCAGUUCCAGUGCUGCACUUCCCUUGCUUGCAGGUGAGAAGGAAAGCCCUUCUUCUACUACUGAAGAUCACAUGGGACAAAAGGAGUUCGUGUCUGAUGCAAAAAGAGAGGAUGGUCAUGGAAGUACUCCAGCAGAAGUUUCAGGAACCAGUCCUGUGUCUCCUAACAACCAGGAAAGGUCUGUAGGACAGUCUCCCCUCAGGUCUCCUUUGAAACGGCAAGCAUCUGUGUGUUCUACCCGACUUGGGAGCACCAAGAGUCUUACUGCAGCAUUCUAUGGUGACAAGCAGCCCGUUCCAGUUGGUGUUCAGUUCAGUAGUGAUGUCUCUCGCAGUGAUGAGAAUGUCUUGGACUCUCCAAAGCAGAGGAGAAGCUUUGGUUCUUUUCCAUACACGCCAUCUGCAGAUUCAAAUUCAUUUCACCAGUAUCGCUCAAUGGACUCUAGCAUGUCGAUGGCUGAUAGUGAAGCCUAUUUUUCAGCAGCUGAAGAGUUUGAGCCAAUAAGCAGUGAUGAAGGUCCAGGAACCUAUCCAGGGAGGAAAAAGAGAAAAAAGCAAGCCCAGCAAAUUGAGUAUAGUAGAGGGUCAAUCUAUCACAGUGUAGAAGGACCUCUAACUAGUACAGUCCAUGGAGAAGCCAGUCAAGAUCCAAAGACUUUGCCAAUCAAAACUCAUGCUUCACAGGCUUCAUUUGUUUCAGCAGUGGGAGGAGAAGAUGAGCUUGUUGAGCACAUGUAUAUCAUGGAAGCUGAGAAGGCUGUAGAAAGUGAUCAAAUAACUUCCCAACAACCUAUAAUGACCUGCUACCAAAGUUACCUUACCCAGUUUCAGGUGGUCAACUGGUCAGUAAAGCAUCCAACAAACAAAAGAACCUCAAAAUCUUCCUUACAUCGGCCUUUAGACCUUGAUACCCCAACUAGUGAGGAAAGCUCCUCGUCUUUUGAGCAUUUUUCUGUUCCAACUUUUAAGAUUGUUAAACAGGGUCUCACAGCUAAUGCUUUGCUGGACAGAGGCAUGCAGCUUACAGGAUCAACAUCCAAUACACCCUAUACGCCUUUGGAAAAGAAAACAAUGGAUAAUACAGAUGAUGAAACAAUCACAGAGGAAUGGACCCUGGAUCAUCCGGUCUCCCAGACUAGAACAACAGCAAUAGUGGAAGUAAAAGGAACUGUAGAUGUUGUUCUUACUCCUCUGGUAGCAGAAGCUUUAGACAGGUAUAUAGAAGCAAUGGUACAUUGUGCUAGCACUCAACACCCAGCAGCAAUUGUGGAUGAUCUACAUUAUAAGGUCCUCAGAGAAGCUGUACAGAACAGCAAAACAACCUUUUCAGAGAAUUUAUCUUCCAAACAGGAUGUUAGAGGAACAAAAACAGAGAACCCAGCUACAGGAACAACAAACCAAGGCCAGGCACAGACUAAUCUUUCACUUAAGCAAGAUAAUGUGAAAAUUAAAGGUCUUCAGGCCAAUGUUACCAUACCCAAGGUAAACUUGUGUUUAUUGCAAGCAUCGGUUGAAGAAACCUCAGGCAUUGCUUCUGGCAAAACUGUGACUCAUGUUUCCUUAGUAGCUUUGUGUUUUGAUAGAAUUGCUACACAAGUUCGUAUGAACAGGGGUGUGAUUGAAGAGACUUCAAACAAUGCAGAUACUGGGAGGAAUUCAGUAACAUUUGAUCGGUACAUCCAUGCCAGUAAAAUGCAGCCUCAGUCUUCUGGCUCACUGAGAUCAAAUACUGGAGCAGAAAAAGGAAAAGAAAUUGCUGCCAAACUGAACAUUCAUCGUGUUCAUGGACAGCUUAGAGGCCUUGAUGCAACAGACAUUGGGACUUGUGCAAUAACAGCGAUUCCUUUUGAGAAGUCAAAAGUUCUUUUUACUUUGGAAGAGUUGGAUGAGUUUACUUUUGUAGAUGAAACUGAUCAGCAAGCUGUUCCAGAUGUAACUCGAAUAGGUCCCAGCCAAGAGAGGUGGGGCUGGAUAAUGUUUGAAUGUGGAAUUGAAAAUUUAACAAUAAAAGGUGGAAGACAAUCUGGAGCUGUUUUAUAUAGUACUUUUGGAGUCAUGGGUAAAUCUAAUGCCACGGAGAGGGGUGGAUUGCUUGCAUCCAACAAUUCUUCAGAUUCUCCAACUGGUAGUGGUUAUAAUACUGAUGUGUCUGAUGAUAAUCUUCCUUGUGAUAGAAGUCCCUCUUCGGACAUAAAUGGAAAUUCAGUGUCCGAUGAACAGGAUGAAGGAGUUGAAUCUGAUGAUCUGAAAAAAGAUCUUCCUCUAAUGCCUCCCCCACCUGACUCCUGCAGUAUGAAGCUGACAAUCAAAGAAAUUUGGUUUAGUUUUGCAGCUCCCACUAAUGUGCGCUCUCCUGCCCAUAAAUUUUCAAGGCAACUGAACCUACUGAGCACUGCAACUCCUGCUGUUGGUGCGUGGCUUGUUCCCAUUGAUCAACUGAAGUCUUCAUUAAACAGAUUAGAAACUGAAGGAACUCUAAGGAUUUGUGCUGUCAUGGGCUGCAUAAUGACAGAGGCAUUAGAGAAUAAAAGUAUGCACUUCCCUUUGAGAAGCAAAUACAACAGACUGACUAAAGUGGCUCGUUUCCUACAAGAAAAUCCUUCCUGUUUGCUGUGUAAUAUACUGCAUCACUACCUUCAUCAGGCAAAUUAUUCCAUCAUUGAGGAUGCUACCAUGAGUGAUGGUCUUCCUGCAUUAGUGACUUUAAAGAAAGGUCUAGUUGCACUUGCUAGGCAGUGGAUGAAAUUCAUUGUUGUGACACCAGCUUUCAAAGGAGUUAGCUUACACAGACCAGCUCAACCGUUGAAACCACAAACAACUGCACACCCUGAGCAUGAGGAUGGAGUUGGAUUAGACAAUGGAGGUGGCCUUCAGAGUGACACAAGUGCUGAUGGAGCAGAGUUUGAGUUUGAUGCAGCUACAGUCAGUGAACACACAAUGCUCCUAGAAGGAACAGCUAACCGUCCUCCACCUGCUGGAGUUUCUUCUGGGCCUGUAACUGGGGCUGAGAUCAUGAGGAAAUUAUCCAAGACCCAUACUCACAGUGAUUCUGCCCUGAAAAUAAAGGGUAUACAUCCUUACCAAUCCUUGAGCUAUACUAGUGGGGACACAGCCACGGAUUCACCAGUGCAUGUUGGCCGUUCUGGAAUGCCAGUCAAGGAAAGUCCUAGAAAGGAGAGCCUACUCAGCUAUCUUACUGGAAGUUUUCCUAGUUUGCAUAAUCUUCUUGAAGGGACUCCUCAAAGAAGUACUACAGCAGUUAAAAGUAGUUCUUUAACAAGAACAGGAAAUACUGUGGCCACCGACAUGUUAUCUGAACAUCCUUUGUUGUCUGAACCAUCAUCUGUGAGUUUCUACAACUGGAUGUCAAAUGCUGUUGGCAACAGAGGAGGUGUAGUGCAAGAGUCUCCCAACACCAAAUCUGGACACAAUAGCCUUCCAACAGGUAUUGUUAACUAUGAUUGGACUUCAAAGAUAUUGCAUAGUUAUCAGUUUUCCCUGAGUUAUGCAAUUCCUUGCAUUCUGGUGCUGGUGUUUGUUAGAACUGUAGUCAAAUGCAGUAUUGCCAAAUCACAGGCUCUUUAUAGUGCCCAAAGAGGAUUGAAAACAAAUAAUGCUGCAGUGUUGAAAGUGGGAGCUAUCAGCAUCAACAUUCCUCAACACCCUGCCACUCUACACAGCAUGAUGGUGCGCAGUUCUCACCAGCUUUCCAAACAGAUUUCAGACCUCAUCAGACAACCAUCAACAGCGCCACAGCCUGCAAAAGAAGAUGUUGCAACUCCAUUGCCCUCUGAAAAGACACCAACAAGUGUUAAUCAGACUCCAGUUGAAACCAAUGAAUUUCCACAACUGCCAGAAGGCUUAGAGAAGAAGCCCAUAGUUCUUAAAUUCAGUGCCAUGAUAGAUGGUAUAGCUAUUGGAGCAGCACUCUUGCCAUCUCUAAAAGCAGAAUAUAAGAUGGGAAGAAUGAGAAGUCAUGGAAUGACAGGUGCUCAAACAAGGUUUACAUUUGAACUUCCAAAUCACAGAUUGCGGUUUACAUCAAAAGUUUCUGCCACUGAUAUGUCUACCAUUCCUCCUUCAGCAAGUCUUAAUCUUCCUCCUGUCACUAUGUCAGGCAAAUAUGUCAUGGAGGAACAUGACACCUAUUCAGAUCAAAUAUGGAGUAUAGAUGAGCUACCAACUAAACAGGGCUAUUAUCUACAAGGGAACUAUUUACGUUGCGUGGCUGAGGUUGGUUCCUUUGAACAUAAUCUCACAACUGACCUUCUAAAUCAUUUAGUGUUUGUACAAAAAGUGUUCAUGAAGGAAGUCAACGAAGUCAUACAGAAGGUGUCAGGAGGGGAGCAGCCAAUUCCUCUUUGGAAUGAACAUGAUGGCACAACAGAUGGAGAGAAGCCUAAAAUUCUCCUGUACUCUUUGAGCCUACAAUUUAAGGGAAUUCAAGUGACAGCCACAACUCCAUCAAUGAGGGCCGUGAGAUUUGAAACUGGAUUGAUAGAACUUGAGCUCUCAAACCGAAUACAAACCAAAGCAAUGCCUGGAAGUACCAGUUACCUUAAACUGUUUGGUAAAUGCCAAGUGGAUCUGAAUCUGGCAUUGGGACAAAUUGUUAAACAUCAGGUAUAUGAAGAAGCAGGUUCUGACUUCCAUCAAGUUGCUUAUUUUAAGACAAGAAUUGGAUUAAGAAAUGCUCUCCGAGAAGAAAUCAGUGGUUCAUCAGAUAGAGAGGCUGUGCUUAUUACUUUGAACAGGCCAAUUGUCUUUGCUCAGCCUGUGGCGUUUGACAGAGCUGUGCUGUUUUGGCUGAAUUACAAGGCUGCUUAUGACAACUGGAAUGAACAGAGACUGGCUUUACAUAAGGAUAUUCACAUGGCUACAAAAGAAGUGGUAGACAUGUUACCUGGAAUCCAGCAAACAUCUGCCCAGGCUUUUGGGACACUUUUUCUUCAACUAACUGUUAAUGAUUUGGGAAUUUGUCUACCCAUCACAAAUGCACCACAGUCUAACCACACAGCAGAUCUUGACACUGGCUCUGCUUUAGUCCUGACCAUUGAAAGCACAUUAAUCACUGCCUGCUCUUCAGAGUCUCUGGUUAGCAAAGGACAUUUUAAAAAUUUCUGUAUCCGUUUUGCUGAUGGUUUUGAGACAAGUUGGGAUGACUGGAAACCAGAAAUACGAGGGGAUCUAGUCAUGAAUGCCUGUGUAGUACCAGAUGGCACCUAUGAAGUCUGUUCAAGGACAGCAGGACAGGCUGCUGCAGAAAGCAAUAGUGCUGGAACCUGGACUCUCAAUGUGUUAUGGAAGAUGUGCGGUAUUGAUGUCCACAUGGAUCCUAACAUUGGGAAAAGAUUAAAUGCUUUGGGCAAUACCCUCACAACACUGACAGGAGAAGAAGAUGUUGAUGACAUUGCUGACCUCAAUUCUGUAAACAUAGCUGACCUAUCGGAUGAGGACGAAGUUGAUACCAUGUCUCCCACUAUACAUGCAGAAACUGUUGAUUAUCGGCGACAGGGAGCAUCUGGUAGCCAAGUUGGAGAGCAGAGAGGAAGAAAAUUUGUGAAACGUUUAGUAGAUAUUAGGGAACUGAAUGAACAAGCCAAAGUAAUUGAUGACCUCAAAAAACUAGGUGCAAGUGAAGGAACCAUAAACCAAGAAAUUCAGCGCUAUCAACAAUUAGAGUCAGUAGCUGUGAAUGACAUUCGCCGAGACGUCCGUAAAAAACUACGUAGGUCCAGCAUGAGGGCUGCUUCUCUGAAGGACAAAUGGGGCCUAGGUUACAAACCCAGCUAUAACCGAUCUAAAACAAUUUCAGCAUCUGGAAGACCACCUCUAAAAAGAAUGGACAGGGCAAGCUCUCGACUAGGAGACAGUGAAGAGCUCCCAGAAAUCCGUGUAGAUGCAGCAUCUCCUGGACCCAGAGUAACCUUCAACAUACAGGACCCUUUUCCAGAGGAGACAGAACUGGACCUUUUGUCAGUAACUAUUGAUGGUCCAUCCCAUUACUCAUCCACUAGUGAAGGAUCAUGCUCAGUAUUCAGUUCACCCAAAACUCCAGUAGUCUUCUCACCAAGCAUUCCCUUCCAGCCCGAAGAGGGACGGCGGGAUGACAGUUUAUCUUCAACCAGUGAAGACUCUGAGAAGGAAGAAGACCAUGACAGAGAGAAGGCUUAUUUUUACAGAAAACCACAGAAUACCACUCGCAAGAAAGCAACAGGCUUUGCCGCAGUUCACCAACUGUUUACUGACCGCUGGCCAACAACUCCUGGCAACAGAAAUGUGACUGGCACAACCACAGAGAGAAAUAUUGACUUUGAACUUGAUAUCAGAGUUGAAAUUGAUUGUGGAAAAUGUGUGCUGCAUCCAACAACGCUUCAGCAAGAGCAUGAUGAAAUCAGCUUAAGAAGGAGUUAUGAUCGGAGUUCCAGAAGUUUAGAUCAAGAGUCUCCUUCAAAAAAGAAGAAAUUUCAAACUAACUAUGCAUCUACUACUCACUUACUUGCUGGCAAGAAAGUGCCGUCAUCUCUACAGACAAAGCCUAGUGACCUGGAAACUACAGUAUUUUACAUUCCUGGUGUAGAUGUAAAGUUACACUACAACUCUAAGACUUUGAAGACUGAAUCGCCAAAUGCCUCCCGGGGAUCCUCUUUGCCAAGAACCCUUUCCAAAGAGUCCAAGUUGUAUGGUAUGAAAGAUACUGCCACAUCUCCUUUAUCUAAUACUACCCACAGCAAGACUAAUACCUUACUUCUGCCCCAACCCCCACCCAUCCCAUCAGCCAAAGGGAAAGGAAGUGGUGGAAUAAAAACUGCAAAAUUGUAUGCAUGGGUUGCACUUCAGUCAUUGCCUGAGGAAAUGGUCAUUAGCCCCUGCCUAUUGGACUUCCUAGAGAAGGCUCUGGAAACUAUUCCUAUUACACCAAUAGAGAGGAAUUACGCAGCUGUCAGUUCUCAAGAUGAAGACAUGGGACAGUUUGAAAUACAAGACGCGUUGGAGGAGUCCACAGCCUCACUAGUGUCAUCGUCAACGUCAGCAUACUCAUCCUUCCCUGUGGAUGUGGUGGUUUAUGUACGAGUUCAGCCUUCACAGAUCAAGUUCAGCUGCUUACCUGUAUCAAGAGUGGAAUGUAUGCUGAAGCUACCCUCUCUAGACCUAGUGUUUUCUUCAAACCGAGGAGAACUGGAGACCUUAGGCACAACUUGCCCCACAGAAAACUUGGCAGUUGGUGGUAAUACUUCACAAACUGGAUCAAAGAACUCAGUUAAUAAAACUGGGAUACCAGGUUCAUCUGGACUAGGCAGCCCUCUUGGCAGAACCCGACAUAGCAGUAGCCAGUCAGAUUUGACUAGCUCUAGCAGCAACUCAUCAGGCCUGAGUUUCACAGCCUGCAUGUCUGAUUUCUCCCUUUAUGUAUUUCAUCCAUAUGGAGCAGGAAAACAAAAAUCUGCUGUUACUGGUCUAACUCCUGGAUCAGGAGCACUAGGUAAUGUAGAUGAGGAGCCCACUUCAGUCACUGGUCGGAAAGAUUCUCUGAGUAUUAACCUUGAGUUUGUGAAAGUAAGUCUGUCAAGAAUAAGACGUUCAGGAGGUGCUUCAUUUUUUGAGAGCCAGUCUGCAAGCAAAGCUGCAAGCAAGAUGGAUACUACGUUAAUAAAUAUAUCUGCUGUCUGUGAUAUAGGAUCUGCUUCUUUUAAAUAUGACAUGCGGCGACUCAGUGAGAUUCUGGCCUUCCCAAGAGCCUGGUAUAGAAGAAGUAUUGCCAGACGCCUUUUUCUAGGUGAUCAAACCAUAAAUCUACCAGCAUCAGGUCCUGGAACACCAGAUUCCAUUGACGGAGUAAGCCAGCAUCUUUCUCCUGAAUCGUCACGUAAAGCAUACUGUAGGACUUGGGAGCAGCCCUGCCAGUCUGCUUCAUUUACGCACAUGGCACAGUCACCCAAUGUUUUUAAUGAGCACAAUACAAACACCAGUAUGUCACCUGGGACAGCAAAUCAUAAUUUAAAAUCUCCAGCUGUUGCACGAUCCAGGAGUGUAUCCGAUUCUUCAGUUCCCCACAGAGAUACGCUCUCGAAAACAUCAACACCGUUUAAUAAAUCAAAUAAAGCUGGAAGUCAGCAGGGGACACCAUGGGAAACUCUGGUUGUGUUUGCUAUGAAUUUGAAACAAUUAAAUGUCCAAAUGAAUAUGAGCAAUGUAAUGGGCAAUACUACGUGGACUACCAGUGGUUUGAAAAGCCAAGGACGUUUAUCUGUGGGUAGUAACAGAGACCGUGAAAUUAGCAUGUCUGUUGGUCUGGGAAGAUCACAGUUGGAUUCCAGAGGAGGUGUGGUUGGAGGUACCAUAGAUGUUAAUACCUUGGAGAUGGUGGCUCAUAUUUCUGAACAUCCAAACCAGCAACCCAGUCACAAAAUUCAGAUUACUAUGGGUUCUACAGAAGCACGUGUUGACUAUAUGGGGUCCAGUAUCCUUAUGGGAAUCUUCAGUAAUGCAGAUCUUAAACUGCAGGAUGAAUGGAAAGUUAAUCUAUAUAAUACCUUGGAUUCAAGUAUUUCUGAUAAAAGUGAGAUAUUUGUCCAUGGAGACUUGAAGUGGGAUAUCUUUCAAGUGAUGAUUUCAAGAUCAACCACCCCAGACCUGAUAAAAAUAGGAAUGAAGCUUCAGGAGUUCUUUACUCAGCAGUUUGAUACCAGCAAACGGGCUUUGUCUACCUGGGGACCUGUUCCUUAUCUUCCUCCUAAGACAGUGGCUAAUAUAGAGAAAAGCUCACACGAGCAAUUGCUGGAUGCAGCCCAUCAUCGCCACUGGCCAGGGGUUUUGAAAGUAGUAUCUGGGGGCCACAUAUCCUUAUUUCAGGUUCCUUUACCAGAAGACGGAAUGCAGUUUGGAGGAUCCAUGAGCUUGCAUGGAAAUCACAUGACACUGGCAUGCUUCCAUGGACCUAAUUUCCGUUCAAAAUCUUGGGCACUGUUUCACCUUGAAGAACCCAACAUUGCAUUUUGGACAGAAGCACAAAAAAUUUGGGAAGAUGGUUCUAGUGAGCAUUCUACUUACGUUGUACAAACACUGGACUUUCAUUUGGGUCAUAAUACAAUGGUCACCAAACCCUGUGGAGCCCUAGAAAGUCCUAUGGCAACAAUCACCAAGAUAACAAGGCGCCGCCAUGAAAACCCACCACAUGGGGUUGCAAGUGUGAAAGAAUGGUUCAAUUAUGUUACUGCUACAAGGAAUGAAGAACUAAACCUGCUUCGAAACGUUGAUGCUAACAACACAGAAAGCAGCACAACAGUGAAAAACUCAAGCUUGUUAAGUGGAUUCAGAGGAGGAUCCAGUUACAACCACGAGACUGAAACCAUCUUCGCAUUACCAAGGAUGCAAUUGGAUUUUAAAUCCAUUCAUGUUCAAGAGCCACAGGAACCUUCAUUACAAGACACCAGUGUUAAACCAACGGUGGAGUGCAGUGUAGUAACUGAAUUCACAGACCACAUUUGUGUGACGAUGGAUGCUGAAUUAAUCAUGUUUCUGCAUGACUUGGUGUCUGCUUAUCUUAAAGAAAAAGAAAAAGCCAUCUUUCCACCUCGUAUUUUGUCUACUCGACCAGGACAGAAAAGUCCAGUUAGUUUGCUUGAUGAGAGUUCCUCUGAGAGAGAUGCAGAAGAAAGUAUUACUUACACUACUGUAGACUGGAGAGAAUUUAUGUGCAAUACUUGGCAUCUGGAACCCACACUUAGAUUAAUCUCUUGGACUGGAAGAAAGAUUGACCCAGUGGGUGUUGAUUACAUUCUUCAAAAAUUGGGCUUUCAUCAUGCCAGGACUACUAUUCCUAAGUGGCUUCAACGGGGGGUAAUGGACCCACUGGACAAAGUUCUGUCAGUCCUUAUCAAAAAACUUGGUACUGCUCUACAGGAUGAAAAAGAAAAGAAAGGAAAGGACAAGGAAGAACACUGAAAAUAUUUGUGACAAAACUAUAAUUUUGUUUCCAUUCUGUCUGAGACUGAUAUUUUAUUGUAUAAUAAGAAUUUAUUUUAAGUAUGAUUUAAAGAGAAACCUAACAGCUUUUUUGCUACUAUAUUUAAAACUUACAUUGUAAGUGACUGUUUACAGUGGUAUACAAUACCAUUCUGUAUGUGGUAAAGUAUUGCAUGAUUAAUGACCAAUGUAUAUUCUGUGAAAGAAUAGGUGAAAUACUGUAAAUCUGCUGUUUAGCAUUAACAGUUUUAUUAUGUGCAAUAUGAUUCCUGCAUCUUUAAAAUAUGUGCAGAUUAACUGUGAAUUUUCAUAACUUUUAUUGGCCAUAACACACAAACCCUUGUUAAUGUGAUUCUGUUAAUGGCUUUUUUUGUCAAUGUAGACUUGUGUAAAUUCCUGUAUGUAUAUAAUUUAUGGAACUGAUUGUCAUAGUGCUAAAAAUCAUUUUAAGUUUGUUACACUUGUAAUAAAAAACAGUAACUGUG